AUUCAGGGGAGGGAGCGACUGGAGCCUCAGGCCCUCCAGUGUAGUCUGCCUGACCACCCUGGAACCCACAGAAGCCCAGGACGUCUCCCGCGAGGCCUCCCUGUGUGUGGCUGAGGAUGGCUGAGCAGGAGGGCCGGGAGCUUGAGGCCGAGUGUCCCAUCUGCUGGAAUCCCUUCAACAACACGUUCCAUACCCCCAAAAUGCUGGAUUGCUGCCACUCCUUCUGCGUGGAAUGCCUGGCCCACCUCAGCCUGGUGACUCCAGCCCAGCGCCGCCUGCUGUGCCCACUCUGUCGCCAGCCCACGGUGCUGGCCUUGGGGCAGCCCGUCACUGACUUGCCCACGGACACUGCCAUGCUCACCCUGCUCCGCCUGGAGCCGCACCACGUCAUCCUGGAAGGCCGUCAGCUGUGCCUCAAAGACCAGCCCAAGAGCCGCUACUUCCUGCGCCAGCCUCGAGUUUACACGCUGGACCUCGGCCCCCAGCCUGGGGGCCAGACUGGGCCGCCUCCAGACACGGCCUCUGCCACCGUGCCUACGCCCAUCCCCAUCCCCAGCCACUAUUCUCCGAGGGAGUGUUUCCGCAAUCCUCAGUUCCGCAUCUUUGCCUACCUGAUGACCGUCAUCCUCAGUGUCACUCUGUUGCUCAUCUUCUCCAUCUUUUGGACCAAGCAGUUCCUUUGGGGGGUGGGGUGAGUGCUGUUCCCAGACAAGAAACCAAACCUUUUUCGGUUGCUGCUGGGCAUGGUGACUAUAGAGCCUCAUUUGGUGGUGUCUUCCUUUGUAGUAUUGUUUAUUUUACAAUCCAGGGAUUGUUUACACCACGUGUUUGCUUCUGGGAACAAUUAAAAACAAACAAACAAACAAAAAAACGAACGAACAGCUUGAAGGACUGGGAGAUGCGGAGCAACCUCCGGGUGUGAGUGUGGCGUCAUGGAAGGGCAGACAAGCGGUUCUGACCACAGAGCUCCACAGCAAGUUGUGCCGAAGGGCUGUACAAUGGUAUCCAGGAACCUGACUAGCUCACAUAGCAAGUUGCAUUUCUCACUGGAGCUGCUUCAAAAUCAGUGGAUUUGUUUUUUGCAUUGCUCUUUUUACUAUGGGUUGCUAAAAAAAAAAAAAUUGGGAAGUGAGCUUGAAUUCUGUGGGUAAAUGUGUGUUUGUUUCUUUUCAGCUUUCUCUUUGGAUGUCUGGCCGCCGGUUGCAGUAAAACUGUUCUGCAUUCAUUAA
Molecule: messenger RNA, 1229 nt
Organism: Mandrillus leucophaeus (drill)
Lineage: Eukaryota; Metazoa; Chordata; Mammalia; Primates; Cercopithecidae
Gene: RNF183
Product: ring finger protein 183
Exons: 2
Coding region: 117-695 (192 amino acids)
Biological process (GO): protein ubiquitination
Molecular function (GO): ubiquitin protein ligase activity
Source: RefSeq, a predicted model, not a curated record